AUGCUUCUGGACCGGCGUCUGGAUCCGAAGUAGGCGAGAGGGAUGGUGGCGCAUCUCCAGCUGGUGGGGGGUGGGGGUCUGCAGCGGCUCCCAUGUUCUCCGGACGGGAAUGUAGGUCAGGUUGGUGAAAGGCCUCCGGAUUAGAGGCUGCAGCUGCUGCUUCCUUGGAGGGCUGGAGCGGCAGACUGUGAGGGGGGGGGGAGAACUUCAUUUGGGGGCUCCUUGAAUGGCAGGAAUAAGCUGCUCACUGCCAAACACCAGCUCCUCUCCCUGCUGCCUCAGUUCCUCAUUCUACCUGAAGGAAGUUGGCCUGAGGCAAGGACAGCAGAAGGGGAAUUCGGCUGAGCAGGGGCUGACCCACUUCUGCCCCUGCUUCGCUUUCAGGCCCUGGUUCCCCUCUGAGCGGCUCCCUCUGGUUGGCUGCCCCACAGGAUCCUGUGGCAACCCCAGCAAGCCCAGGUGCUUCCUUUCCAGGUGUCCGCUCAGUGCAGCUGCUCUGCCUUGGCAGACGGAAGGAAGAGAAGCGUCACUUGGGGGGCAUUUCCAGGCAGAAGCCGAGUGGGUCAGCCUGUGGGUUCAGGGAGAGAACAGAGCCAGGAUGAGACAGGCAGGAUGUUUGACACCUGGGGUGGACAGGUGUAGAACCCACCUUAUAUCUGUGGGGGUUUUAAACUGCUUCUAACAUGGCAUUUUAAUUGUCGUAAACCGCCCUGGGACCUUAGGGUGAAGGGCGGGUAACUUAUCAUACCUAUUGCUGUAUACCACCCCAAUCUCAAGAGUGCCGGAUCCCAGUGGUUCCUUUUGGAAACCCCAAUGAUGGAGGGAUUCAUUGCAUCGGCACUCCAAGGGGGUUUUGCUUCUCCCAUGGGCACAGCCUUGGAUCCAGACAGACACUAGACAUUGUUCUCUGUUUGCUGCUUUGCAUCUCAGUCACACAACUCCUAAUUCUAGCCUCUCUAAGCUCUGGCUUUAUCUGUUUAGGGAAAGGCACCACUCAUUUGCCGUCUUGCACCAAGUCUUUUUGAUCCUUUGUGUCUUAAUGGCCCUUCAACCAGGCUAUUUCCUGGACAUGGGAAGCUUAGCCUAGCUUAAUUAGCUCUUAAAAUUUGCUGAUUCCAGGGGAUUAGAAAUGUCUAGCACCCAACAAAUACAAAUACAAAUGUAUUUGUUGGAUCCGGGAAGGGAUAAAAUUUAAAAAUACAGAUCAAUUAGAUUUGGAAGGUUAUGACAAUAGAUUUGGCUAGCAUGCAUACUUAUGGUACGAAAAGGCAAGAGUACAUCAAAGUUUUCAAAAUCAUAUUAUAAAAAAAGCAAUAUUUAAAGUUUGGGAGAAGUAUAAAGGAAUACUAGAACAAAAAACACCAUGGUGGCUUUCUCCACUAGAGGCAAUAUGGGGGGGGGAAUAAAUAUGGGCUACGUACAGAGAGUUAAUAGAAUCAGAAAGUCAAUUAAAAUUGAAAGAAUUUAACAAAGUUAGAGAGAAUGUAACAGAUUGGUUACAAUAUUUACAGUUAAAUGAAAUAUUUAAGAAUCAUAAAAAGAUAGGAUUUUUGCACAAAAUUUCAAUUUUUCAGAGAUAAAGAAUAGAAAAUGAUAUAAAGUUAAUAUCAAAAAUGUACAAUCUGCUGCUAGAAUGGAAAACGAAAGAUGAAGAGGUUAAAUCAGUUAUGAUUAAUUGGGCACAAGAUGUGGGACACAAUAUUCAGAUGGAGGAAUGGGAAAAAUUAUGGAAGAAUUAGUUUAAAUUUACAGCAUGUGUGGCGAUUAAAGAAAAUUAUAUGAAAAUGAUGUAUAGAUGGUACUUAACUAGCAAAAAUGUAUAAAACUAAGGAAAGCAAGUGUUGGAAAUGUAAAAUAACAAAAGGGACUUAUUUCCCCAAGUGGUGGGAUUGUAAAAUUAUAAAGAAAUAUUGGGAAAUGAUUUAUAAUGAACUGAAGAAGAUGUUUAAAAUAAACUUUGUUUUAAAAAAAUCCAGAAGCUUUCCUACUAGAUAUUACAGAAGUGGACUUACCAAAAGCACAAAAUUAUUUAUUUAUGUAUGCAACUACCGCCACACGGACAUUACUAGCACAACUUUGGAAAGAAGAAGGUGCCCUAACCAAAGAAGAUUGGCAAGUUAAAUGGCAAAACUGACAAUGAAACUAAAACAGAGACGACAAUGAAUUUAAGGAAGAAUGGAAGAUGUUUAUUGCAUAUAUACAGAAGCAUUGUACACAGGUUAAUACAUUAGCAGGGUUUUAAAAGUACUUGUAAUUUCAGAAUGAAUGAACAAUAGUGAUGAAGAAGAAGAGAAGAAGAGUUUGGAUUUGAUAUCCCGCCUUUCACUCCCUUUAAGGAGUCUCAAAGCGGCCAACAUUCUCCUUUCCCUUCCUCCCCCACAACAAACACUCUGUGAGGUGAGUGGGGCUGAGAGACUUCAGAGAAGUGUGACUGGCCCAAGGUCACCCAGCAGCUGCAGGUGGAGGAUCAGGGAAGCGAACCCAGUUCACCAGAUUACGAGACCACCGCUCUUAACCACUACACCACACUGGCUCUCAAUUUAAAUAAAUUUAAAUAAAUUAUAAAUUUAAUAAUGGACAUGCAGUAUAUCGACAAAUAAUGGAACUAGGGAAGGGACUAGAGGGAAAUCAAUUUGUUGUUUUUUAUUGUGUGUUGUUGUUGUUGUUGUUAGGAAAACCAAUAAAAUAUUAUUUUUAAAAGAAAUGUCUAUCACUCAGCUUAAUACACAUGGGUCUAGUAUCCAGUUUCAACACUCCAAGCAUUGAUUACAUUCUAACACCUACUAGACCCAGGAAUUUAGGGAGUCUGUGAACCACAAACACUUCAUAAUCUGGGGCCCAAUGUGGGGGCGGUAUCCAGGAACCCAGAGAAGAAUCGAGUGCCAGUUGGCACUAGAUCCAGGUUCCCUGCUUUGGCAUUAAGUCUGACAACUCUUCAAAAUCAUUGGGGGGGGUUUAAUUGCGUGUAAGAAAUCUAUUAAAAAUCCUUUUGAAAGCAGCAGCGCUCUCCAUGACUGGCCCUCAGUGACUGGGUGCCUUUUGGUGUCCAGGGUGGGGUUUGUUUCCUGGGGGGCACUUAUGAGAGAACAGCCGAUCUGCCGCCUGAGGCCCUCUUUGCUUGGGGUCCUGGAAGGAAGAGCAGCAAAAGAGGCUUGAGCCCAGGAGUCAGCCUCUUCUCUUUUGGCCUUAGGCCGAGGGCAGGUCAAAGGCCAGCUCAAGCAGGUGGGUGGCACCCGCCCAGGUGGGCCUCUUGCUUGGGGUUCAGCUUGGGGUGGGGGAAGUGGGGCUCCCCCAGAGUUGGGGUCCCCCUGCCUCCUGCCCAGAGUCACCCCAGGCAGAAAAGGGAUAUGGGGUCUCUCAGGCAGAGGACCCCCUCCUUGGAGGUGCCCCCCCAGCUGACCCUUCCUCUGCCCCCAGGGUGGUUAUUACCGUAUUUACUCAAAUGUCAUGCACACCUUUUUUGUCCAAAUUACCAUACUUUUUCUUGUAUAAGACGAGGUUUUUUACUCAAAAAUAAGGUUACAAAAUGGGACUUGUCUUACACACAGGCGGUGCAUUGUGGGGCCAGGCGAUUGGUUGCAGCCGCGAGGUGCAGCUUGUCAUUGGGGGCCUUCUUGGUGGUGGCACCCGCCCUGUGGAACACCCUCCCACCAGACGUCAAAGGAAAAAACAACUGCCAGACUUUUAGGAGGCAUCUGAGGGCAGCCCUGUUUAGGGAAGUUUUUAAUAUCUGAAGGACUCUUGUAUUUUAAUAUUUUGUUGGAAACCCAGCCAGAUAGGCGGGGUAUAAAUUUAUUAUUAUUAUUAGUGAUUUGGUGGGUGAUGGUUGGCUGCUGUGGCAAGGGCUGCCGUGGGUUGGCUGUUGCUGCCACAAUCGGGAGUUCGAUAUCCGGCUGCUGUUGGCGAGCGGCAAGACGCUUCCUGUGUUCGGCGUCACGAGCGAAUCUGAGCGUUUUCCAUUCUGGUUAGCGAUUUUCUGCAGUCCCCCCCCCCCCAAGAAGCUCAAGAAAUCUUGGCAACCCCCCCCAACAACUAUGGGCUAUCUCCCCCCAUUUCCUUUAAUUUGAGUCCCCCAAAAUAAGGGGUGUCUUAUACAAGGGGGUGUUAUCCACGGAAAAAUACGGUAUUAGGGUGUGCAUUUAGAUUUGCGUAAAUACGGUCUUCUUAUUCUUUUCAUUUGUUCAAGGUAUCAAGAAAGCGCAGGCAUAAAACACCCCAGACUAAGAUAAGAAGCAGCGUAAAGGGACAGACAGCCUAGAUGGCAGCUGCAGGCCCAGGAGCCUGACUGGGGAGGAGGAGGAGGCCCAGAUGGAGGCCCAGACCAGCCUGGGGCCUUGCCUGCCCUCCUGCCCCUGCUCCCUCAGGACCGGCAGGCCCAGAGCCGCCCCUUCGGGGAGGGGGCACCCCCGGGGCAGCAAGAGGACAAGGCCCUGCCCUGAAGGGGGGCAGCUGGAGCCGCAACUCCCCGCCCAGGUCUCCUGCCUCGUCUGGGGACCCCUCAUGGGGGAAUCUGGGCUGGGGGUGGAGGGGCUGAGGGGGGCUGGACCUUGGGGCAGAGCAGGGAGAAGCCGCUUUGUCAUCCCCCCCAUGUCUGCCCCCCCCCGUAGACACAGUGGCCUGGCCCCCAGCCCUCAGGCAGUGAAGGCCACCUCAGCCCCCCUGCACCUGGGGGGUGAGAAAGUCCUCCCCUCCCCUGGGGAAGCCACUGGCCUGGUCUAGUCAGGCACCAUCUCCUGAAUGUCUGGUGGGGGCACUCCAGGAGCCCCCUUUGCCUGGGCUGGGACUGGCCUUGGUGGCCUUUGCCUGCCCACCUCUGACUCGCUCUCUCCUCUCUUGUCUCCAUUCCAGGUCUGCUUUGGGCUGAGAGGCUUUUCCUUCGUGUAACAGGUAGGAAGUGUGAUAGGAAUUUUAUGGUCUUAGAUAUAUGGUAAUGUUCAUAAGUGUACCAACCAAGCACAUACAUAGAUCAGCACAGGAAGACCGACCUGAAGCCAUUUUGAUUCCUAAACUGAGCAAAUGUUUCCUCUGCAAGGUCAAAUUGGAAAAGCCCCCCCAUUGUCUUUUCCUUCACAAAUCCUGUUUUAAGGGUAUGUCUGUGUUUGAAUAAGGGUGUGAGCCUGUGACCUGGCUCAGGAACUAAGUAUUUAUCAUUACAAAAGAAUGCCCAGGCUACCCAGGAAAUCCAAUCAAGUAACCUGCCAAACAGGAGAUAAAUAAGGACAGGAGAAAAACAAUAUUGAAAUUUCUGUUUUAAGACCACCUUUUCUGUGAUGUAUGUCUGAUGUUCCAGGGGGUGGUCUUGAUCUACAGGAUGGGAAUUUCAAAAGUCUUUAUAAGGCCUUGCAGGCCAUUUUUCUGGGUCCUCCUCCUUUCCUGCAUGUGAGGGAGCACCCUGUUGCGACAGAUAAAUAAAGAUCAAGCUUACUAGCUGCUUUGCUUCUCAAUAUUCUCUGGUUGGCCUCUGUUAAUUUCUCCUACCAAUAGGGAACCCACGUAAGGACUCUAUAUGGGCUCUUGGAUACCCCAUAAGGGAAAAGGGCAUAUUUAUAUUUACAACAGAUGAUGGGGGACUUCUGCGCACGUGGGGAAGGCAGGUUGGAGGGAAGUUUCCCCCGUCUGGGGCCAAAAUGGGAGCCACUGGCAUCAUGUGAGAAGCCCCCUUUUUCUGUGAACAAUGCCCCUCUUUCCUGGCUGACCAGACUCUUCUUGCAGCUGGAGGCUCCAUCUACUUGCUGAUUAACAAAGAAGCAGAUAUGCCGGAAUUUGGCAGCAGCCCUUCCGCUUUGCACCCGGGGCGCGUUACAUCAGAAACCGUCAGUGUGGGGUAGAGCUGGGAGACAGGGUGCAGAUGCCCACUCAGCUAUGAGCCUUGGGGCAGUUACGGUCUCUUAGACUUGCCCCAUCUCUCAGGGUUGUGAGGAUCGUGUUCCAUGGGGGAGGCAUGCGUGCAACCUUGAGCUCUUGGGAGGAAAAGUGGUAUGUAAAUACAAUAAAAAGGAACAAUCUGGAAGGAAGAAGAAUGAAGAGAGAGAGUGAAAGGACAGUGCAAGUCCCAUAAGCCAUGACAAGCGGCUUGGGCAGCCCCUGGGGAACAGCCUCCGAGGUGACCUCCUGGGGACAGGGGCUUGCACAACUUGGCUGUGGCUUGUUUUCUGAUCUGCUGCGGUUGUGGGCAUGGCCUGGACGCCUGCUUGGCAGCAGAGGCCACAGAACUGCAGCAGCCAGACAAUAAGUUGGUGGGGAGCACACACCCCCUCAAAUCUUGGGCCGGGCAAUCCGUCUAGCGCCAGUCCCCUCCCGUGAAACUGGGCACAUCUUCAGUCUGUUGAACUAUUACCUUAAUCUGCUGGCUUUUGCUCUGCCUUUGAUGGUGAGAUAAAAGGGUUGCAUCUACCAGCUUGUAAAGGCACAUCCAGAAUAUGUUCAGACAGCUUUUCAUUAACCUUCUCUUGGGCUAACUCCAGAAUUGGGGCCUGUUAAAUAACCCACUAGAAGGCAAAUUAGACAGUGCUUCCCUGAGUUCUGACUAGGCCUUCCACAGAACUGGCCUUCCCGUCCACUGCAAGAGCAAGACACUCUGGACUUGCGUGGUUGGUGGGAACAUGGGCCUUGCCAGGCUGCCUCAUCUUGUUUCGCUGGUCAAGGGUCUGGUCCCCAAGAGUGGCCAGUCGGAUGGCCCUGCAAAGCUCACUAACAGGGUGUGAGGCCCAUUUCCUAACAUCUAACUAACCCCUUUCCUCUACCUCCCAGGCCUUAUAGCUGACCCUAGGCAUGUAUAAUUGAAACCCUGUGCCUCUCCUUCCUCUGUUUUCUCCCCUCUGUCAAGUUUUAAAUGAUAAGCCCCUUGGGACAGGGACCUGUACUCUGUAAAGUGUCAUUCAUACUGAUGGCACCAUAUAAACAAACAAUCAGAGACUUUUAGAGUUGGAAGGGACCCCAAGGGUCAUCAAGUCUGACCCCCAUUUGCCGGACUCCAGUCUGCAGGAACCUCACCUGUUCUCCAACAAUUCCCGAAGAUUAUAGACAGAGGCUCUGAUAUUAUACCAGCAAGCUCCUUCACACCCUUGUGUGCAGCUCAUCAGGCCCUGGAGAUUUGAAUUAAUUCAAAAUAGCUAGGUCUUCCCUGACCACCUCUUUCCCUGUCUUAGGCAGCAGCUCCUCCUUGCGGCGUUUAUUCUGUUAUCACCAGGUUGGGCUCUGCUCUCGUUUCUGCGAAGACCCAGGCAAAGUAGGUGUUGAUCAGUUCUGCCUUUCCUCUGUCCCCAACAGUAUUCUCCAUCUUCUCCACACAGAGGACCUACUACUUGCUUGUUCUUCCUCUUGCUUUGAACAAAGCUGAAAAACCCCUUAUUAUUUUUAACCUCUCUCGCAGGACUGAGUGAUUUCUGAGCUUUAAACUGCCUGACCAGUGAGAACGGCUAAAUCGUAGGACAUCAUAGCAAAGCGGUUGACAACACAGUUUGCCCGCUGCUGCCUCUGCCCCCCAGUAGUCAAAGGCGCAACCUCUUCCUCCUGCCUCUGGAGGCGCCCCUUUGCUCUUGCAGCCCUGGGUCUCCCUGGCACUUUGCGUCUUCAGCCAGAGCAAAAGGCUGCAGCUUCUCAAGGCCCUUCUGCAUUCUCCAGAACCCUUUUCUGGAGGACUAAAACAUUAGAGACAUUAGUUACACGUAGGUAGCCAUGUUGGUCUGCCGCAAGUAUCUGAAGAAGUGCGCAUGCACACGGAAGCUCAUACCAAUAACAAACUUAGUUGGUCUCUAAUGUGCUACUGGAAGGGAUUUUUAUUUUGUUUCGAUUACAGACAUUGUUUAUCUAAGUUUUGCACAGAGUAGACUUACUGAAAGUAAUGGACCUACCUUAGUCACAUUCAUUAAUUUCAGUAGUCUGCUUUGGAGUAAAACUUUGUUGAUUACCACCCUAGUAUUAUAAGAAUGUUAUAUUAUUACUGUACCCUGGUAGCACAUUUCUAGUGUUCUCCUAGCCCUGUCCCACUUGUUUUUCUCCCCAUGCUUGCUCCCUUCCAUCCCAGGAGCAGCUGCUUCCAUGGUUCCAACUCAACCUUGUCCAGCCAUCCAGGAAGUGAAGUGCUCAGGUCCAGGCCUGGAGCUCCACCCUGCUGCCACGCUGCCCCCCUCCCUGCCCCCCCACCUGUGCCCUGGAGUCCUUCUUCGUGCUCAUUGGUUCGCCUGUCAGCUCAGCACCAGGUGCGCUGAGCAGGUGGUGACUGGGUCCCCUCCCUCCCUCCUGCUCCCCUCUUGUGCCUCUGACAUUCCACUUUCUCUCUCAGGCUGCUGCUCUCCUUGUGAGUUGGUGACUCUCAGGCUCCACUCUCAAUCAAGCUCCAAAGCCGCUCAGCCCACCUGCUGCUGCACUGGAGGAAGAGAUCUCUUUAUCGCCUCAUUUGACCAGAGUAAUAAAAGUCUUCCUUUUGGGAUGAUGUAGCAUUAACCCCCCCAUAGCUUUCUAGAUGGAAUGAAGGAUGUAUAAUUGAAGGGCAAGUCCCAGGCUGUAGCCAGCUGCUGGGGGGGGGGGUGUCUGCGAAGGCAGCCUGUGUUGCUCAUGCAAGAGCAGCCCAGGCUGGCCGCCAGCCCUUCUCUAAUGAAGCCACUUAGAAUGAGCCUAAUCUAGAGUCCCUGCCAAGAAUGCCACUCUCUUCCUCCCCUGUCCCUGCCAGGCUGCUCAGGGCAGCCCUGUGGGGCAGAUCUGCUCUGCCUCUGCUGCCCUCCCCUGGGGCUGCAGCCACCCCUUCUCUGCCAGUUUAAUCAGCCCUGGACAGAGUGACCCCCCCAUUUCACCUGCCUGCCCUUGCCCUGGGGGGAAUUGCCCUCCGGCCACUGGUGUUAAUGCAAAGGAGUGGGGGAUGUUCUCCUAUGUGUCUUGGGUGGGCCUGUCUUUGAACAUGGCCAGGAAACUCCAGCUGGUCCAAAACAGGCCAGCAGCAGCGUCUGGCUGACAGGGUCACACCAUGCUGCCUGCGCUGCUUUCCCAAGGUGUCCUUGCCAGUUAAUUUUUGCAUUUUUAGUGAUCUUUCACGGGGCAUAAAGACCACUUCUGGAAAUGUAGUGGAACUUUAGCACUCAAUUCAGGGCUAGUUUUUUCCAGAAAGAAACAAUCUGUUUGCAACCCUUUUAUUGAGUUAAUCCCGUUAUUGGGCCCGACUCAAAGUGCUGCUGUUACCCUUUAAGGCCCCCAAAGGCUUGAGGCUGGGGCAGCUGAAGGGUCAAGGCCCUUUUCUGGAUGCGGGGGAAGGAGAAGGUUCCUUGAGCGAGAUUCUCUUCAGUUUUGUGUCCCCCCAGCCAGGCUCUCCUGAGGCCCACGCUAUGGCCUUUUUCUGCACCAGCUAAAGACGUUUUCAUUUCCUCAGACAUGUCAUUCUCUUUAGCCUCUUCGGUACUCGUGAGAUCCCACAUCCUGAUAUUGCUCUCUCUGGCCGGCUUGGGGUUAGUUUACUUUUAGAUUUCACAUUUGAGUUUUAUUAUUUGGUAGUCUUUUCAUUUUUACUGUAAAUGGCAGAGAGCCUUUGUUAUUGGGCAAUGUAUCAGUAUUGCAGGGGAGUAAAUAAGCCUUAAGAAGAGAACUCAAGGGGCAGCAUGGGGCAAGGAAGGUGUGUUCAGUGCUCUUGAGCCUCAUGACCCCCCCCCCCCAGACGCCUCCCAGAGAUCCCUGUCAAGCUGGUGAGAAACUGGCUGGCUAGACAAGACUCUCUGAACACAGAGAUGAAGCAGAACCGACAGCCAGCUGCUCUCCACCUUGACUCACCUUGACUCCUGCUGCCAACCGGGGCUAGGCCUGCGGUGCCAGGAUACGGCUGCGGCAGCAGCCGGGAGGGCCUUGGAAUGUGACAGGGAUGCCCCACAUUCCCCGGAGUCUCCCUGGGGGCCUUGCCUCCCUAACAGGAGGAAGGUGGGCUGCCCUCUGUCCCUGAACAAGGAAGCCACCCCCCCUUUGGGGCACAGUCCUCUUUGUCCCCCACCAGCCUGCCUGCCUCCAGACCCAGAAUUGGCGUGGGCACAGGAAGAAGCCCUGGGAGCUUGAGGGAGGCAGGGAGGGGUGGGCAUGGCCGCAAUGGGCCGCUUUGCAUCUGCUGCCCUCUCCACCCCCUAUUUGUUGGUGAUGGGGGGUCUUUUCCCAGUGGGGGGGGAUGGUGGUGCUGGUGGGUGAGGAAAGCACAUUCAUUCUAGCUCUCCCCUCUUCAGAGGCAGCUGCAAGCUCUGUUUCCCUUGGACCACCAUGAGUUCUGGACCGCGAGGAGGCAGCAGAGAUGGUGCUGGCAAAGGCCUGGCUAGGGCCGCCUCUCACUCCUGGCAGCCCCCCUCACAUCCUGGUGGUGGAGGCCCACCCCUCCCACUGGGCCCACACCUGCCACAAGCUCUGCGAUGCCCUGGAAAACGUCUUCUCUCUGGCCUGCAGUCUGGCGGGUCCACCCCGCAUCCCUCUGCUCAGCCUCUACGUGGUCCAGAGCCAGCAGGAGUGCCUUCUGCCCUUUGUGGUGAGUGAGUGCUGCUGGGGGGCACAGUGAGCAGCUGGGGGGAGGCAUAUCUCUGAGGGGGCAUCUCUCUGCUGGUCUGUCCAUGCAGAGUCCUCGUCCUGCUCCUUGGCUUGCCAUCCCAGCACACGCCAGCCGAUUUAAAGAGCUCCAAAUGCCCACUUUCAAGGGCCAUGUGCCAUGGAGGGCUCCUUUGUGUUUUCUGGAGGGGUAAAAUGGAGCAGCUUCAGGCGGCAGCACUUCUGGGCAGAAGGGGCAGCUUGGAAGAAGCUCACCUCAGAAAUGGUGCCGCAGAGCUGGAAAAGGUCCAGGAAGGGGCAGCCAAAGCGAUCCAGGGAAUGGAGCGACUCCCCAAGAAGGAGCAAUGGCAGUGCUGGGGGGGGGGUUAAGUUACAGAAAAGGUGUGUAAAAAGUGACAGACUAGAAGUGUGUGCAAUGCUGCACUGCCUGCAGAAUGUGAGGAGCUUUUUCUCUCUCUCUCUCUCUCGUGAUGGCCAAUCCAGUGAUGCUGGAUGGUGGAAGGUUCAGGACAGAGAAAGAAAGUGCUUUUCCAUGCAAAGUGUCGUUAGACUAUGGAACUCCUUCCCACAGGAGGCACCAAUGGCUUUAAAAGCGGAUUAGACAUUUUCUCGUCCCGAGCAGACAAGGCAGUUGUCUCCUUGCAUGGUUCCUGCAGCAGACUCCCAGAGCGCCUCGGCUGGGCUGGGCUGGGCUGCAGCUCAUUCCUGGCCAAGCAUGUCUAGACUCGGGUGUCUCCUGCCCACAGAGGGGCUCAUUAACUCAGGCUAACUGGCAGCAAAACUGCGCUCAGCACCCUGGCUGUGUCUCUGCCUUGGCCCCCAGCCAUCGCCCCCAGGCCGGCCCCAGCAACAGCCCAAGCAGCUGCAUCUCGGGGGGGGGGGGCUUUCCAAUGCCCAAUGUGUCCCACUUCAUGCCCAUCCCAGAGACCAGGGGAGCAGGCAGAAGCUGUGGGCAGAGUGCAUGGCCAGGGUCUUCCUCCUGGGAAAGGAGACGAGAAGCAGCUAUUCCCCCCCCCCGCCCCAGGGGUGAGCACCCCUCACAGGGGAGGCAUUGGGCCCUUGCUGAGGCACAUCUCCUGCCCACUGUCGUUGCAGCCGGUGAGAGGGAGCUUCUCUCGGCUCCAGAGCUGCCUGGCGGAGCUGCGCGCCUUGCCCUCCGAGGGGGUCUUCCACCUCAAGGAGGACGCCAUAGUCCAGGCCGUGCAGGAUGGGCUCCAACCGGGCACGCCGGCCCCGGGGCAAGGCCUGGCGGGGGCCUCCCGGAGCAGCUCUUCCCUGGAGGUAAGAGGAGGCUACAGGGAGGGGCCCCCUGUGUCUGCUGCACACCAACUAGCAACUGCCCAAUUAGGGAGGAGGGUCGCUGUUUCUCUCCACUUCCAUCUCCCCAUCCCCUUCCAGCCCGGUUGGGGGUCUUCCACUGCAGGGGGUUAGAUUAGAUGAUCCUCGGUGUCCCUAGGAGAUUUCUGCCCAAACGCCUUUCCCCAAGCAGAAGCUGACUUUGAGGCGCUAAUAAUAAUAAUAGUAGUAGUAGUGGGCAGGAGCCUCUGGUGCCCUCCAGGACCACAUCCAUUCCUGAGUUGCCCCCUCUCUGCCUGCCUCUUCUGCAGCCUCUUCCAGCAAGACGAGGAGGCCUUGCAAACCCACCUCUGCCAUCCUGCAGGCAAUACACGGAGCUCUGCAAAGCAUCAGUUUGCAUGGAAAGAGCAAGUUGAUUCCUUGCACAGAAUCCAGCAUGACAGGGGCCAGAAUCUGGGGAGUGGCAGAUUCCCUCUCGUGUGUCCCACUACUGCCAGGGAUGUUCAUGGCAGAGGGGCACUAGGAAACCUGGGCAGAUGGUUGCUGACCCUGCCAUCUGUUGCUUCAAGAAGCUCAGGGCACAUGUCCAUCUAUCCCUCCCCAAAUUUAUCCACUCAGCAUCCUGGUGAGGUGCAUUGAACUGGACCAAGGUCACCCAGUGAGGUUCCUGGCUGAGCCGGGAUCUGAAGCGCCCCCACCCCACCCCUCUGGACUCCCCUCUGAGUCUCCGGCAGCCAUGGGCUUCUCUUCCAGAUGACCAUCCUGACUGGCCAGCCCAGCGCCAAGGUGGCCAGGCAGUUGGAGGCUGGGCUGCAGGGCAUUGACCUGGUCAACCUCCGCCAGCUGCAGGUGGUGGAGGUCUCCACAAGGGGGCUGCAGGAGGCGCCUGAGGCUGCAGCGGAGGACAGAGAGGGAGCCACCCCCAGCAGCAGCGGCAGCCGUGGGGGUAAGUGCCUCCCAACCUGUGGCAUUUCAAAUGAAGCUUCCAAGCGGCCCCUCGCCUCCCGCUGGGUGUGAUUAUCACUCCGAGAUGCUCCUCUGGUGUCUGCUCCAGAGCAAGCGCCAUUCAUGAAAGGGAACUUGGUGCUCAAGGCUUCUGCGCCUGAUUAGCGGUGAAUGGCUGGCAAAGUGCCCCUAAGUGCACAGGAAGUCAGUUUCUGUUCCCUGCAGGGCAAUGGGAAAGGUGGCGUUAAUUCCUUGGGUCCUCUCAUGGGUUUUACAUUUUCUUCUCUGGCUUUCACAGCACAUUAAAAUAAAAUAAAGACAAUGAAAGGAUGCCACUAAUUGAAGCCCACCCGACCAGGCGGGGAGGAGAAAUUGACAGAAGAGGCUUGCCAGAGAUCUGCACUGGGACCUCCCAGGCUGCUCAGUUGUAGCAGAGAGCAGCUGGAGAGGAACCAGCUGAAUCUGGCUGGAUUAGGAGGAACUUAGGUAAUUGCGCUUGAGUGUCACCUAAAAGGGUGACACUCAGGGCAGAGACGGGUUUCCCGGGGCAUCCAGGGCUGCUCUUUGCUGAGACUUAGACAGUCGGGAGAUCCAGUCGCAGAUCUUGGUGCUCAGUGAAUAAUUCAUGCCUCAUCCCAAGCUCUGCUGAGGAGGAAGCACUUAGAGGCGGAGGAAGCCGCUCGGCCCAAAGGGGAAACCUCUAAUUAAAGGCGCGAGAGCCCAGGAAAGCCUCUGCGGCACUUGGCCUGCCCCCUCUGGGCUGGCUGGCGCUGGCGCUGAAUUUUAAGUGGGGGGAAAUCACCACAAAUCAGAUCUUGGGGAAAAGGCAGGAGGAUGAGGCAGGAAACUCUGGCGCACAGCUGUGGGUUGGCACCAGCAGCGCCUGAAAGGGAGCCGGCAGGAGCCAGGGCAGCUCUUUCUGCCCUUUGCGCAACCAUCACACUGCCGGUUGCAAAGAGAUCCUGAGAGGGCCAUGGGCCAGACAGGCCCAGCAGAGGCGACGACUUGAUGUGGAGAGACAAAUGCACUCCCCACCCCAAGUCACCCUUUGGCCAGGCCGGCUGACAGAAGCCCUUCUCUGGGGAAAGCCAAAGAAACCGCUGGGGACUUCUUGCUUUCAGUCUCACCCCAGAUGCAGAAGGGAAAGCAGUGAAAGGGGCCCAGCCUUGGUGUGUGGCUGGGCUGUGCACUGGGUCUGCUUCCUCCCCUCUUGCUAGCUGCAGGGAGCCUUGAUCCGCCUGGGUCUCUUGAGGAUCUGGAGUGUGGCUCCCUGACGGGACUGGGGCAGAGCUCUGCUGGAUCAGAACCGAGGCCCAUCCAGUCUGCCCAGCCCCCAGUGCCCCACCCUGGCCCCCCAGAUGCCCCUGGGAAGCCCCACAAAGUUCAGAGGCAGACUACCCCUGGUGCUGGAGGCACCAAGUAGCAGAUUCCAGGCUAGGGCUCCUAGGAAGGGAAGGGAAAAGAGACCGUCAAUAUCAUAAUGCACAGCCGCAGGAACGCCUUGCUGCAGCCGCCAGGAUUUUUAGCAAUGGCCUUCUGCUGCCCCCUAGUGGGCACGGCCACCCUGUCUCUGCCCUCGCUUGGGCUGCGGGCUCUUCCCUUUGCAAGGCGGCUGCCCCCUGGCUGGGCGCUGGAGGGCUGUGUGCUCCCUGCCUCCUCAGUGGGGCUGCUGGGGAGGGACAGAUGGUGGCAUCUGUCGUUCUUAAUCCGGAGCCGCCUCCUUCUCAGGCGCAGAUUUUGGCCCCACCCCCUGCUGGCCUGAUCCCCCUGCUCAGCCCGGAUUAAGCCAGCCACCCUCCUUGAGCUGUGACUGGUCCUCUCUCUGUUGCUAACCAGGCAGGCAGGAUUCCCACUUCUCCCUUCUCACAGCCACCGACUUAGGGCUCUGCUUCCAGAGAGGGACAGGCUUCCUGUGGGGAGAGACCCAGCCCCUGCUGGGUGCCUGUUUCUGAGCAGCAGUGGCCGGAACCGUGGCCCUCAUGCUCUUGUAUUCCUGCAGCAGCGGCUGGUGGGCCUCCUGCCCCCAGUGCCCAGGGGUCUCUGCACUGGGGGCUGAGGUGGGACAAGGUCACCCUGGUCCCAGAGAUCACCAUCACCUCUGCUGGAGACUUUCCUCCUGCAAGGAGCUUCCCCAGCAGAGAUGCGAGUCCCAGGCAGGGUCUCUGCUGGACUUGAAAUUGUCUUUAGAUACACAGUGGUCUUAUGUGUUCUUCUUGCCAUGGGGAACCACUUCAAGGUGCUUCCUAAAUGUUUUGCAUCUGUGCUUGGCCUAUUCUGGGCAGUUCCUCUUGUCCGCCUCAGAAAAGAGAGUAGAGCUGCAAGAAGAGACAACAUUUGGCCCGGAAAAGGGCAGCCAACGUGAUCCAUGGGCUGGAGGGACCCUCCUAUGAGGAGAGGGCUCUGCUCUGCCUUUACCCGCGGGAGAUAGCCAGGCUUGUGAAUGCCAGAAAGCCCAGGAGAGCAGAGUCCUGCUCUUGCGCCCAGGUCCCUUGGGGCAUCCACUUGGCCCCUGCGAGAACAGGAUGCUGGAGUAGAUGGGCCACUGGCCUGAUCCAGCGGGUUCUUCUCAUGUUCAUAGGAGGAGACGGUACAGUAUUCAGGGCUUUUUGUUCAGAAAAAUAGUAAGGCUUUGGGGGAGGAGGGGGAUAUGGUAGCUUAUAGGAGGGUACCUGGUGUGGAGAAAGUGGAGCGAGAGCGUUUCACAAGGCUGGAAGCUGGAGGCUGGGAGGCUCAGGACACGCCACACAGAUUUGGCCCCCAGAAGAGGCAGAGACGGCAGCCACCAAGUGGGAUGACUUAGAAGAGAACUCAGGCAGCUCAUGGCCCUGGAGGAUGGGCCUUGGUUGGGUGGCACAGGAUGGGCUGGCCAGGCUGGCAGCUCCUGACCCUCCAGGAGCCCCAGACUUUGCUUAUGCAGCUGUGGGCAUCGGGGGGGGGGCGCUGCUCUAAGGGAGCUGUCUCUUUGUUCUGGGGGGUGGCAGGAACUUGUUGGGAUGCCCAGGCUGAGCCAUUGUGUGGUGGUGGGGGGGGAUACCCAGGCAUGUGCAGAUGGGGCUCCUUUCCUCUCCCUGCAGAGAGCGCUGUGACCCUGGGCGCAGUCCUUGACCUCCAGACUGUGGAGAAUGAUGUGGUGGCCCUGGAGACCUUCUUCAAGGGCUGGUUCCACGACCACAGCCCAGACCAGGAGCACCUCCACCUCCUCCUGCUCGCUGGAGCGCUCUGCCCCCCUACUGCAGCCCAGAGCUGCCCAGGUAAGUGUGAGCCAAUGGGAUUCCUGUGUUGCUUCUUCACCCAGACCGAAAGCUUCCUCUUCAGGGAGAUUCCCUGCUUCUGUGAGCCUGCUGACACCACACCCAGCACCUACCCUUUGAGACCCCUUGCUGUUGUGGGAGAGAGACGGGUGCCCUCCUCUCUUGCCUCCGCUGCUAAACAUCUCUAUCCCAUUCAGUGUUUGUCCAGUAUUCUAAACUCCCUUUACAUUUACAAAUGUUUUGGUUUUUUAAAUUGUUUCCCUGUGUGCAGUUGUUCUUGCUAUUUCCGUAUUUGUUUCAUAUAAAUUAUUGCAUAGUAAAUUGCUUUGGCACCCCUCACGGGAAGCCACUCAUAAAUGAAAUUAUUAUUUACACAAAUAAAUGCACACACGUACUAUAAUGACUGAUACAAUGAAAUGUUACAAGGAAGCUGACGUAAAAAAAGAAUCAAAAUUUAAAUAAACCAAAUGGUUUUGAAAAAAUAAAACCAUAUAUUUGAAUACAUAUCAAAUUUACAUACACGGGUAAGCUUACUGAAGCAAAUAAUAAUAAUAAUUAGGUCUCCAAAGUGCUGCAGCAAAAGUGCUAGCAUCGUUCCCAUCGGCACUGAGUUCCAGAGUGUUGGUGCUGUAGUCUGUGAGGGGAGAGUCCUUGGGGGCAUUAAAUGCCAAGAGUGGUGUCUUGAAUUUGGACGGGGCCUGGCGGUGGCUGUGCCCGAGGCCCCAGGCUGAGCUCCCCCCUUCCCCAUCCCCCGCCUGGAGCUGGACCAGGCCAGGGCAGCCUCUCCAAAGGGUUCCCAUGGGGUAGCGGGGUCUUCUGCCCUGGACAUCAGCCCAAAGACACAAACCUGACCUCUCCAGUCCUUGGCACAGCCCUCGCCCUCUGCCCUGAGAUUCAUCCUGGGCAGGCAGUGCUGCCCGCUCUGGCUGGCAGUGGCUCUGGGUCCCCAGCUGCCAUGGCUUGGCAGAAGCAUGCCCUGCGCCCCUUAGCCCUGCUGCCUUCUGCCCUUGCAGUGUGCGUGAAAUGCGAUGCCCAGGAGAGGCUCCUCAGCCCUGCUCUGCUUACUUCCGCCUGCGGAGAUGGCCCCACCGCACAAUGGGAGGAUGCCAGUGGCCCCUUCUGGAUGGCAGCUGGCCCAGGCCUGGUGCCACGCAAGCUCCGCAUCCUCAGGUACCUGCCCAGGAGCCAUCCAAGCGGGGCGGGGGGGAGACACACUGGGAGCGCCCCCAAGGGCCCCUUUGAGAAGAGGGCCAGCCUGCCAUGCCCCUCAGCCCUUCCCCGGUUCCCAGAUUCCAAUGGAAAAAUCGUGUUGUGGCCACAUCAGCUGCCCUGGGAGCCGUGUCCCAUGUUCAAGAGGUGUGACUGCAGCGAGAAGCACUCUGUCCAUGCUUAGAUGCACUCUUAACACAAAAAGGGGCUCUUGUUAAAACUCAGGAAAUCUGGCUUUGGCCACCCACUCACUGGGCUACAGGACCUUUUGGCCAAAGGGCCCCUCAAGCGGCACCUGGGGGAGGAGCUCCAUGGGGGGGGCAGCUGCUGUGCUGGAGCCAGUGUGCUUCUCUGCCGCUGUCCUUCCCCCCUGCGCUUCCUGUUCUGGGCCGGCUGCUCCCUUCCCCUGAACCUGCUCUGGCUUGCCUGGCUCAGGGGCGCUUGAGGAGGGUGGGGAGGACAAGCAGCAGCCCCCACUGGCUUCCACAAUUGCAGACAGCCUGGGGGCAGGAUCCUCCUCCCUUGGGAGAGCCUGAGGCAGAAGACACAACACAAAGCCUGAAAAAUAGCAACAAAGAAAUGGCUGCUUGGAGGAAGCCCAGCAAGGCUGUUCCUGACUGAAUGAAGGAGACCCCAACUCACCCACCCACCCACCCACUUCCUGUUUUGCCUUUUUAAAUGCAGCAGAGCGAGGAGUUCAGCAGCCUCUUCCCUGCUCCCCACUUCCCAUCUGCAUGGGGGGCCAAGUGCCCCCACCAGUGUGGACAAACUGUGUCAUGAAGUGCAGCCACAGAUCGCGAGGCUCUGGCAGGCCAGGAAGCAGGAGCACCUUAACAGCUCUCCCUCUCCACCCCCCUCCCCCCGGGCAUGGGCAGGUGGACAAAGGGGGCAGAGGAGUGGGUGUCAUAGAAGACCUUGGAGCCACACUGGGCAAGUCACAGGCCUAUCAAGCGGAUAUAACCCCAGUUGGUGGCAAGAUGUGCAUUGCGGGGUGGGAGGGAGUGCACUGCUUGCAAAAGUGCCAUGGCAGGGCAGAGGCUGGUUGGCGCUCUGCUUGGGGACAGCCACACCCCCCCACUCCACCCCCACCAGCUCAGCACAGAGCCCCCCAAGGGAGCUGCCAGGCAGGCAAGUAGCUGACCGGCACACAAACAGCAGACCAGCUUCCCCUUCUUGGCUGUUCUGGCAGUUGCUGACAGCCAGGCUGCUGCAGGUUCCCCUGUGGCGCAGGACAUCCUGCCAGGACAUGCAGACUGCUUUGCAGAAAUGGUCUCUCUGAGAACCCCUCUCCCUCCCAAGUCUUCUUGUGAGACGAACCAGAGAGCCUGCGGGUCCAGCCACUGGCUUCUCCAGCCCAGAAUCCUGAUGCCCCAAAGGGAUCCAAGGGCAACUCCCCUCCUGGGGCUUCCAGCCCCUGGGAAUCAGAAGCACGGCUGCCUGGGGCCCCGGAGGCAGACCAGAGCCCUUGGGCCCAGGACUAGGCUCAUCCUCUUGGUUAGCCUUCCAAGCUGGUGGCCAUCCCUGCCUCCUGAGGGAGGGAGUUCCACUGGUGAACUCUGCUCUGCAUGAAGAAGUUCCUUUUAUCUGUCCAGAGUCUUCCAACGUUCAGCUUUCUGCCAUGUCCACCAGCUCCAUGGUUUUCAGAGAGGAAAUCUUUCCUCCAUCCACUCUCUCCAUGCCAAGCAUUGCUUUAUAAACUUUGAUGCUGUCUAAAACUUGCCUUUUCUGCAAACUAAAAAGCUGCAGAUGCGGCAACCUUCCUCCACUGGGGAGUCACUUGCCCCUAGAUCAUUCCCAGUCCUGGGGGGCCCUGGGUGCUGCCUGGGAGCCGGAGGCAGGCUCUGCCCCCCAACCAAGGCCCUGCCCCCCGUCUCUUGCAGGGCCCUGGAGGCCAAAGGCCUGUGCACCUCGCUGCUCUAUGGGCUGCCUCUGGUCAUCCGGCCCACAAGCUGCUGGCGGAUGAACUGGGAUGAACUGGAGGCCAACCAGCAGCUCUUCCGGGCCCUCUGCCACUGUCUGUGGGUGAGUUGGGGUGGAGGGUGCAGAGUCGCAAGGCACUGAGUUAUGGGGGGGGGAGGUUCCACGCCUGCAGGGCUAAGCCAGUGACCCCCGCCAUGUGAUGGUGCCUGCCUUCAGGAGAGGGCACCCCCCUUCUCCCUGGCACAGGGUCCCUGGGAAAGAGGAAGGAGAACCACACAUCCCCCCGGGAGGGGGGUGCUGAGACUGUAAUUUCCUCUUUCAGAAGCGAAACUGGCUGCUGCUGGCCAAAUAUGAGACCCCACCAGGGGCCCCCGGUCCUGGCUGUGGUCCCCCCUGGCCGAGCCCCCUCCAGGUCCUCCUGCCCUCCGAAGGGGCCGCCUCGCUGCUGCUCUGCUCCCUGGUGGGCCGGGAGCUCCUCCUGCCCUGCAGCUUCCCUCUCCUGCCAGCAGAGCCUCCCCAGGACACUCUCAGCCAAAUGGAGGCAAGUAGCGGGGGGGGGGGGGCAGGGAGCCAGGCAGCACACCCCACCAACAACCCCAGCAGGCAGGGACUGGCCCACCAGAGAGAAAACAUGAGGAAGGGGGGUGGUCCCGGGAGAGGGUCCCAGGGGCUGCACCCUUGUGGUCCCACCCUCAGGCUCUGCCUGCUUUCAACCCUCCUGCCCUGAGGGUGUGGAGAUACAGGGCUUGCACCUCAUCCUUGCUGGGAGGGGGCUUUGGCGGGUGGGUGGCAGGAGGGGCCUGGCUGGGCGCCAGCGGCUUGGGAUGCUCCCUCUGAUUCCAUGAUGAAACAACCUUUUCCCGCUGGCUCCUUCCCUGCAGAACCUCCUGGACGGCCUGGACCUGGAGCCGGCCUACAGUCCCCUGAGUGGGGGGGCCCCCCUGUACCAAGCCCUGAGGAGCAGCCUGGGGCGCCCACCACCCUCCCGGCCCGAGCGCAAGGCAGAUCGGCACCUGCCCCGUCAGGUAGGUACGGCAGGCACCCUCACCCCACGGACGGGGCUGCAAAGGGCCACCCCAGUGGCUCUUGGGGGGCGGAGGUCCACCCCACUUGUGCCAAACCGCUUGAGAUGCAAAGGGAACCGGUGCCCCCCAGGAGUGGCAAGGGGGACCCAGCCUUCGCCUGGGGGUCACGCUGCCUCUUCCACCUCCUCCUUCUGCCCACAGCAGGGCACCCGCCCCCACCUGGGCAAGGCCAGGGCCAUGGUGGCCCCCCCUGCGCAUGGCACCCGCUGCCCCCCGCCCACCCGCCUUCUCCCUGUUCUCCGGAGACGAAGAAGAGUUCCUGGACGCCAUGUGACACCGCAGGGGCCACUCCCUUUGCCCCAUGGAGGCCCCGCUGAGCCAGAGCUCCCACAAAAAGAGGAGCCCAACCCAGACAGGCACCCCAUGACAAGGACCCUGUUGAGCACCUGA
This is a messenger RNA of Podarcis lilfordi (Lilford's wall lizard), 20599 nucleotides long. The record is from the annotation of a GenBank genome assembly. NCBI's taxonomy places the organism in Eukaryota, Metazoa, Chordata, Lepidosauria, Squamata, Lacertidae.